This is a messenger RNA of Limulus polyphemus (Atlantic horseshoe crab), 2902 nucleotides long. RefSeq names its product protogenin-like. The record is from RefSeq and is a predicted model, not a curated record. NCBI's taxonomy places the organism in Eukaryota, Metazoa, Arthropoda, Merostomata, Xiphosura, Limulidae. Gene Ontology annotation, molecular function: protein binding. The coding region runs from base 83 to 2902 and encodes 939 amino acids. Gene Ontology annotation, cellular component: axon; plasma membrane. Gene Ontology annotation, biological process: axon guidance; cell-cell adhesion. The transcript has 19 exons.
UCAUGUAUUCAUACUCGUGAAACAUUUCUUGUGGAUAUUGUGUAGAUUGUUUUUCUAUGGAGUUUCUACCAAAUGUGGAUUUAUGGCGUCUGAAACGUUAUCGCUAAGUGUCCUGCUUACGUUGGCCAUCUUCAGCGCAAUCAUCAAAGUUUCAUACGCAGUCAACCUGACGUUAGGAUUCACUGAACAACCAUUCUCACAAGUUGUUGCCCAACGAAAUCAGCCACUCCUGAUUAACUGUUCUGGAUUUUCGGAUCCGGAGUUUGGGCCCGUAAGCAUCAGUUGGCUGUAUCAGGGGAAUGAGAUUGACGAAAGCAGGCGGCAGGUGUUGAAAAAUGGGUCUCUAUAUUUUGAGAGAGUUUUAUACCAGAGAAGACCAGGCGGAAAGACAGAUGAAGGAGAGUACACCUGUAUGGUGCGGAACGACGUGGGUGCUAUAGUCAGUACACCAGUCCGACUGAUCGUAGCACGAAUGGUAAAAGACUUUUCAUCAGAGCCCCAGCCAUUGACAGUGACAGAAGGAGGAGUUGCCCAGUUUUUGUGCCAAAUUAGCACUGUUCCCUCUGCAGUAAUUAUCUGGCAACGAGAUGGCCAGGAUCUACCUCAAAAUAACAGCAGGUAUACACUGCUAAGCUCAGGUAUCCUACAGAUUACUAACGUUUCCAGUGUUGACCAAGGACGGUAUCGCUGUAUUGCUAGUAAUCCAGCACGUACAAGGCCAAGCAGCUAUGCUACGUUAACAGUUAAAUCAAGCCCACAAAAGUCACAUCCAAUCCAGUUUCUUAGUUCCUCCCAGUCAUUGGUGAAGGUUGCCAAUGAAACUGCAGUCCUGGAAUGCCUGGUGACGGGUUCGCCAAUGCCAGUGGUUUCCUGGAAGAGAGCAGGUGGCCAAAAACUUCCCAGUGAACGGAUAACACUACUUGGACAAGGCAAUCUUGUAAUUCGUUUUGUCACUACUGAAGAUGCUGGGACUUACUUGUGCAUAGCAACUGUGAAAGAUGUUAAAAGUGGGAAUAUUGAAACAGCACAACAGAGCUCAACUUUAACUGUUCAUGUUCCACCAAAAUUUAUGAAAGUUCCUGUAAGCAUGGUGAAAUAUACUCCACAAACUGCUCGUUUUCUGUGUGUUGUGAAUGGAAUUCCACCUCCAUCUGUGCAGUGGCUGAAAAAUGGAAAGCCUAUGUACUUAAAUGGACGUAUUAAGUUUAAAACAGAUGGAGAAUUGGUUAUUACCCAAACAGUGAUGUCAGAUUCAGGAAUCUACCAGUGUGUAGCACGUAAUGAAGCUGGUACAGCAUCAGUGACUGCACGACUUCAAGUGAAAAGCACAGGUGUUCAGCCAGAUGUUCCAUAUGGCCUGAAGGCUCAAACAUUAUCAAGCUCUUCAGUUUUGCUCACAUGGAAACCUCCUACAGUUAAUAGCAAGAACAUCAAAGCCUAUACUGUUCACUUUGCCCCAGUAUCAGGUGAAUUAGAAUCUCAGGUGGUGUCAACCAACACUAGUGAGGUUAUUACUAAACUCGCACCUUAUACCAAUUAUAGUUUUUAUGUUCGAGCGUAUAGUGCACGAAGUGCUAGUGAGCAGUCGGAGAUAAUUUAUCAUACAACUGGAGAGGAUGUUCCUAUUGCUGCCCCUUCAAUAACACUGACCAGCUUGAGCUCAACGACUCUUCGUGUAUCGUUGGAACCUCUGCCUCCACAUCAAGCAAGAGGAAAGAUUGUAAGCUACCACAUCAACUAUCGUCGUCAUAACCAAGCUUUGAACAAUGUAAUUGAAGUUGAUGGAGAUGUAACAGAAUACACCAUCACAGGUCUUCAACCAAAACAGAAGUAUGAUGUUCUAGUAUUGGCUGGUACUGUAAUUGGUUUUCCUGGUCUUACUGACCAGAACUGGCCUUGGGUUACUCAGGAAAUGCCUGAUGGUACUACUACAAAAGUCCCAUUGCCUCCAACUUUUCACUUGACUGUAAUUAAUGCUUCAACUAUAGAAGUAAAAUGGCAAAUGGCAAAGGAUCUGAGAUAUCCAGUUGAGGGAUACCAUCUUUCAUAUAGAGAACAAGGACAUCCAUUGCAAGACACCAUCACACUUGAAAAACAUGUGAACAAAUUCCUUCUUACAAAUCUUGAUCCCCAUACGUGGUAUGAAGUACAUCUUUCAGGGUUUAAUGGGUAUGGUGAUGGCCUUGAAGCCGUCCGAAACAUCCUAACUUUACCUGAAGAUCAUCCUGAUUUUGAGACUAUUGAAAUUGUAGAGCCACCUCAUGAUAUUGAAGCAUUUCCCAAGAGUCCUUAUAGUGUCCAGGUACAGUGGAAGCCACCAAUGACUCUCAGAAACAUAAGCUAUUAUACUGUAAGAUUUCACCCUGUGUUAAAUGGGCCUUUGAAUGCUUCAGCGGUCAACUAUAUUCGCAGCACAAACAACAGUGUGAUACUCAGUGACCUGACACCAUUCACUUUGUAUGAGUUUUCUGUAAGAUCUCACAGUAUUAAAAACCAACAAGGACCUUUCAGUCAGAAAGUGGAAUGCAGGACAUUACAGGAUGUUCCCUCACCUCCUUUGGAUUUAUCAUGGCUUGCAGUGAAUGCUCAUACUAUAAAACUUCUUUGGCAUCCCCCUGCCCUGCCAAAUGGGGAAAUAACCCUUUAUGAAGUAUUGUACACCACGCAAAUGAGAAACACUAACAACCUAGAUAACUGGCACAAGAAAGAAGAAAAAGGUUUUCAAGUAAGUUCCUUAAUUGAAGGUUUGGCCAGCAAUACAGUGUACUUUUUUUGUAUGCGAGCAUGGACAAAAGCAGGAGUGGGUCCACCAUCUGAAACCAUCACCGUCAGUAUUCCAGUGAAGAGAAAUGACACAAAACCUUUGCAAGGAGCCCUGGUUAAAGAUCUUCUUAAUACUUAA